UUUAAACACAGUUAUAUAAAGGCUUACUAUGUCUUCCAAAGGCAAACAUCCAUUAAUUCUCUACACAAAGCAUCAACCAGGAGAUAGUUUGAGAUAAUUAAGUACAGUACUUUCAAUGGGGGAAACAAAGCCAGAAAAUGAUGGUUCAAGCAAGGUGGAAAAGAAAGAAAAGCAUGAGGAUGAAAAGAAGAAGAACAAGGAGGAGUUGGGUGAAGAGAAAACCAAAGACAAAGACAAGAAGAAGAAGAAGGACAAGGAUGGUAAGGAUCAGGAGGACAAAGAAAGUAGUGGUACAGGCAAGGACAAGGAGAAGAAGAAGAAGAACCCUGAAGAUAAGAAAGAUCCAACAAAGCUAAAGCAAAAACUGGAAAAGAUAGAAAUCAAGAUCCAAGAUUUGGUUGCUAAGAAAGAAGAGAUCUUGACAUUGAUUAAAGAAGCUGAACAAAAUGCUGGGAACUCAACUGCUGCUGCUCCUGCACCCGCCUCUUGACCUCUUCUUAAGAAAGCAGGUUGAUCAUGAUUGGUGUAAUAUGUAAUUCUCCUUUAUCAUUUUUCUUUUGUUUAUUUGUUCAUUGUGGUUGUUCCCAUGGCAUAUCCAUAUGGGAAUCAUGAACAAUUUUGGUGUAUAAAUUUGAUUUUAGAUGUGACUGUCCGUCUGCCGGAUGUGGAGAUUUACAGGUACUUAGUUUUGGAUACCGUCUCCUUAAUGACUAGUUUUUAAAGAUGAAUUUUAUCUAAAUCCAAAUUCAUCCAAAAAAAAAAUAUUGUUUAAUUUAUGAUUUCAAUACUAGUUAUAAUAUAUUAUAGCAUGUCAAAUUAAUAGAGAUUUCUUGUACAUGUCCAUCAGAUUCACAUGCAAAAGCAACAAUAAAUGAGUAACUAAGGAUUGAUUAUGGUCUAUAA
Molecule: messenger RNA, 903 nt
Organism: Macadamia integrifolia
Lineage: Eukaryota; Viridiplantae; Streptophyta; Magnoliopsida; Proteales; Proteaceae
Product: protein PXR1
Exons: 2
Coding region: 116-490 (124 amino acids)
Source: RefSeq, a predicted model, not a curated record